Messenger RNA from Penaeus monodon (black tiger shrimp), 1907 nucleotides. RefSeq lists its product as uncharacterized. The coding region runs from base 166 to 1743 and encodes 525 amino acids. The transcript is spliced from 7 exons. The record is from RefSeq and is a predicted model, not a curated record. NCBI's taxonomy places the organism in Eukaryota, Metazoa, Arthropoda, Malacostraca, Decapoda, Penaeidae.
AUGAAUAAACAUAACAUAUCUUUGAAUUCUCUCUUGUUUCUGUAAUUAUGGAAGAAAUAUGUAUGUCGUGUUUGGUAGAGGCUUUCAGUUGGAUGCUCGCGCAACGUUUGAGAGCGAUUGAUUAGACUGGGAAGGAACCUCGGGAGAGAAGGGAAACACUAAGAGAUGGAUCAGGAACGAGCUUGGAUAAGAGGGCGCCUGGCUUGGAGUAAUGAGAGUUUGGCUACUCCGCUGAGAGAAGGGGUCAGCCAGCCCCAGAGACGGAUGCACCACUCCGGUCCUCCUUCUCUCAAGUUCAAGCAUAAUAGGCCAGCUUGGGAUGAUAGUGUCCACGAUCUGACAUCAAUGAGACUAACACCAACUGAGCUAGCGCGUAAGCUUGCAUCACGACAGUCAUCCAACUUGGUCCUGGCACGAGCCCAGUUGUUGGAGCAGAGCCGACGGCCAGGGGUGCACAGCCCUAACCUUCCACCGUCUCUUGCUGCUAGACUUCAAGCUGCAAGGCAACAGAGCGUCGAGUCCAUCUUAGCACAAUCCAGCGCUACUCUUCUUACGUCACAGAAAGUGCGACAGGCUGAGUCAAAAUCAAUGCACGAUUUAGACUUGAGGCGUAAUCAGGAACCUGAUGGAGCAGAAGACCCAAGCCAAGCCAGCAGUCACAUGCAAAAUGAAAAAUCAAGAAGGACGCCACCUGUAGACCACCAGGUUGAUAAGACAGAGAGUAAGCUGAAACUCUUGACUGAGAGCAUGAAGGAAAACAGCUAUAGCUAUUCAGUGCCAAAGGGAGCCAAAGAGAAAGAGGGAAUGGCACAGGGAGCAACGGCCACAACCAAGCCGGGAUUAGAUGAUAAGAGAGGAAUUGAUCCGACACACGGAGCUUCAACACGAACAAGCCUUGACCACACAAUUACAAUGGUGGUGAACACGUGUCGUGAACUGUGGCAGCAGUUGGAGGAGGAACGCCUUACAAGGGAGCGCUUAACACAACAGCUACAACAGCAAGGAAAUGUCAUUACAACGUUGACAACUGAAUUGCUUCAGAUACAAGAGCAACAAGAGUCAAUUCUUCGUGAGGUCAGUGACGCUCGAGCCUCGGGUCUCUGGGGAUUUGAGGGUGACCUCAGUGGGGGGAGCAGUGGCAGUACUGAAGGCGAUGAUAUUGGCAGCAGUCAUUCUCUCAGUGGAAAGGUGGUGGGAGGCCGCCCCAGUUCACAGACUGUCAGCAGCCGACACCCGCAGAGAUCCAUUCUGAGAGCUACCAGAACCAUCCACACACCUCACCUACGCCAGCAGUCCCCCAUGUACUCAACCAUGCAACAUUCAUCAAGAAGUCAUCAGUCCAGUCCCCUCAUGGGUCUGUCCCACCAAGCCCCACACUCCCCGCGACCCCACCAAGCUUCUCCUAGACCCCACCGUUCCCCCUCGCCACAGUCAACCCUCUCCAUUGACCGCUCAGAGUCAUGGAGUCACAUAGGAUACAGAAGUUCAGUAUCAAGGCAAAUCAGGGAUGCGCUCACCAACAGCCAAAACAUAACUCCGAAGUCUGAGAUUAGCAAAUCCCACAUGAGCUUUAGCAAAGUGUCUGAUGAUGGUACUCUGGGCAGCAAGCAGUUAGAAAAGGAGAAGAAACACACAGGAGAGAGGCAGUCAAUUCCAGUCUCCAAUAAAGAGAAUGAUGUCCAGUCAGCUUUAGAAGCAAAUGCUAUGGAUUCCACCAUAUCUGACUUAGCAGAAAAGAAGUAAGAAGUAGCUUGCAGAAUCUUCAUCUUGAAUUUUUGCUUGAAAUACAUCAUGUUGAUUCAAAAUGUUCAUACCUAUUUAUGUGAGAUUGGAUAUAUCAACAAAAAGCACUCACAGGAAAACAUGCACAUGUACACAAGCACACACUCAUGCCCCUCUCUCUCUCU